Neopelma chrysocephalum (saffron-crested tyrant-manakin) is the source of this 768-nucleotide messenger RNA. Its product is annotated as maestro heat-like repeat-containing protein family member 7. The annotation marks the transcript as partial. NCBI's taxonomy places the organism in Eukaryota, Metazoa, Chordata, Aves, Passeriformes, Pipridae. Gene Ontology annotation, cellular component: cytoplasm. The transcript is spliced from 5 exons. The record is from RefSeq and is a predicted model, not a curated record.
GCAACUGUGGCACUCUGGGAGAUCCUCCAGCUGAACUGGUGCCCAGGUGGCGUGAAGAACAAUCUCCCCCGCCUCCUUCUGACUCUGCUCUUCCAAGUUUUCAUCAGCACAGAGGAGAUGUCAGAGGAGGUCGAGACCUUCUGGGGGCGAUGCCGGGAGCAGCGCAGCCUUCCCCCCAACCCCAACAGGUUUGCAGUGCAGACCGUGAAAGCCCUGCUGCGCCGGCUGCUGGAUGAGGACGUGUUGAUGGUGAUCCAUCGCAAGUGUGGCUGGGACAUGCUCCUCAAGGCUGACACCCACCACUAUGCAGUGGGUCUGCUGGCCAGGGAGCUGUGCCAUGUCUCCCGCUCCUUCUGCCGCAGCAUCGCCAUCAGCCUGCUCCCGCGGCUCAGCAGGGAAGAGCCCCUGUGGGAACUGCCUGCCCUGGCGUUCCUGGUGGAGGUGCUGCACUGCCUGAACCCCAGACAAUGUGGGCUCAGCGUCCUGCAGAUUAUUUCAAGGCGCCUGCGCAGGGAGUGCCCCGAGAGGCGUCACCUGGCACUCCGAGGCCUGGUGGUGAUCAGCAAGGCUCCCGCACUGGCUAAGAGCAUCUGGAGCCUGAAUGAAAGCCUCCUGGAGCUACUGCAGGAUGCAGACAGAGACGUGGUUCAGAUGACCCUCUCUGCGUUCAUCAACGUGCUCCACUUGAAGACCAUCCAAAUAUCCAGCCCCACUGCCCUGAAGUUGCUUGAGGCGCUGCGGCUCUGUGUCCCUCAUCGUGGGCACUGA